This is a messenger RNA of Galleria mellonella (greater wax moth), 3250 nucleotides long. Its product is annotated as bromodomain-containing protein 8-like. Gene Ontology annotation, molecular function: protein binding. Lineage: Eukaryota; Metazoa; Arthropoda; Insecta; Lepidoptera; Pyralidae. The record is from RefSeq and is a predicted model, not a curated record. The coding region runs from base 196 to 2559 and encodes 787 amino acids. The transcript has 18 exons. Gene Ontology annotation, cellular component: NuA4 histone acetyltransferase complex.
AAAAGUCUCAAAAAGUUAUCUGUAUUCAAUAUUAACAUUGUUUUCAAACACAAGUUUAUUAUUAUUAAUUCAAUCAGAAAAAAUUGACCCUUAUUAAAUUAAAUUUAUAAUAACUGUCUAGAUUAUUUAUUAUAAUAAUGAAUAAAAUACAUUAAAUUAUACCUUAAAAUUACGUUUAAAUAGACAUAACCUAAUAUGAGUUCAAUACAAGAAAGAUUACAGCUGAAAAGGGUCCCAUUAGACACUUGGAUUAUUAGGGAGCAGUUAUGCCUCGCGUCGGCCGUUGUUAGAAGCGGUGACCAGAACUGGAUGUCUGUUUCGCGGGCACUUAAAACCGUCGGGGAACCAAAUCGACCACCAGACUGGUACUCACAAAAGUGCUGUGCAGCGCAAUAUGGUGCGUUAUUAGAACACGUCGAGACACCAAAACGGAAGAAGCGUAGUUCAGAGAGCGCUGUGGAGACACCACAGGAGAGCAUCCUGAAGAGGCUGACACAGGAACGCAUAGUGGAAAUACAAAAGACAUUGGCAGAGUUGAAUCAGCAGUACGAACAGCUCACGAACAUCGUGAACGAAGUGCAUAAUCCGGCGACUUCAGAGGAGCGUCUUCAGGAAAUAUGGGCGUCGAUAGAAGCGUCGAAGCGUGCGAGGGAGCGAGAGAAUGCUAGGCGCGCGGCCUGGCUGAAAGAAAGGGAGGAGAAACGGGCCAGAGCGGAUCGUACUUGGCGACCGCCGCAGCAAACUCCCAGCUCGCCAGCGACAACAGCGCCCCCGUCGUCCCCCCUGCUGACGUCCCUGCUGAAGUCAUCCCCCGUGGUGACGACCCCGCAACACAUCUCACACCCCGCCAAUGUAGUCGAGACAAUAUCACCUUCAGCAACGGCGCCCACCCUGUCGAUGCUGCUGGAGAAGUCUGCGCCAUCAGGUGCCACGCAGCACGAGAGCAAGCACGCCGCGAUAGAGCACAUCAAGAGCCAGCUUGUGCAGUUAGAGCAGCAGCUGAAAGCAAGCACAAGUGCAUCUCCCGUGCCGCUCGCGCCCGCGACCGCAGCGCCCUCUGUCGACAUCGACGACAUAGAGAUCAAAGCAGAAGAUGUGUACGCGUUUAGGGACAUCGAUUUACACAUACCGCCCGUGGCGACCAUGCACAAAACAAAUACUAGGAUUGUGGACAAGCCUGCCUUCAAGAAGGAUGAAACCGCUGAACUGACCCUCGAGAUGCCCAGCUCUGAUGAUCAGAUUGAACAGGAAGUGAAGGAAGAGCCGUCGCAUUCAGACUCGAUUACUGAGGAAGUGGUCACGACGGAAAUUGAAAUGCCGUCACAGGAUGCUGUCCAGACUCCGCCGCCGCCCGAGACGAGUCCAGAGGUCAGGAUCUCGUUCCCGGAGGUGAAGUUCCCCACGCCGGAAAUUAAAGUCAUACAACCAGACGAACAGAAGAUCAAAGAUGAAGUCAGAGAGCCCGAACCGCCUCCGCCGGGGCCGGAGAAGAGUCGACAAGUAGACGAGGUACAAGAAGAUGUAACUGUAUCAUCGGCACAACAACAAAGCGAAGUGCCGGAGCCGCAGCCGGAAGUGACGUCACCACCACUGCCGCCGCCGCCUCCUCCGCCGCCGGCGCAGGAAGUGGUCGCGGAGCCGCCCGCCGAAGAGUUGAUGAUGACCGUGCCGGACCCCGUCGACAUACCCCUGCCCCCGGAUCCAGAGCCGGAAGUCCAGAAUUUGAUAUCAGUGCCUCUACCCGAAGAUGCCCCUCCGUCGAUUGUAGCGGAAAUAAAGGAAGAACGCCCGGAACAGCCUGAAACAGCAGAGACACAGGAAGUAAGCAACGCCCAAGAGAAGAGCACAGAAGACAUCAAGAAGGAGGAUGACGCUGAGGACUCGAUACCUCUCAAGGAUAUAAUGAAGGAAGUCCAUCCACCCCAAGAGGUGGAGGUGAAAGAGGAGAGGGCAGCAGAAGUCGAGGACACUCACACUGAGACCGAUGACGAUACUCCCAUGGAGCUGAGUCGUGAAGAAGAGAAAGACGGUAAGAAGAAGAGGGACUACUCACGAAAGAAGAAGUCCGAUUCUAGAACGUGUUCCGGUUCGGAGAGUGCUGCGGAGGCGAGUGCGCCGGAGUCGCCGAGCGGCAGCGACGCCGAGCGCCAGCAUCGACUGUGGAAGAAGUCAGUCAUGCUGGUCUACAGCAGAUUAUGUGCACAUAAAUACGCCUCGCUGUUCCUGCGGCCGAUCACCGAUGAGGAGGCGCCAGGGUAUAGCCUGGUGGUGAAGAGACCCAUGGACCUAACGACCAUUAGGCGGAACAUCGACGCUGGCAUCAUCAGAACAACGGCGCAGUUCCAGCGGGACGUGCUGCUCAUGCUGUCCAAUGCUCUCAUGUACAACAGCAGCGAGCACAGCGUGUAUGUGAUGGCGAAGGAGAUGCACGAAGAGGCGCAGGGCCAGCUGGGCAUGCUGCUGGCUGCGCAGGCGCACGCCGGCCUGUCAGCGCCCCCGCGCCGCAAGCGGCGGCGGCCCGCCUCGCCGCACCAGCACUCGCGGCCGCGACACAACUGAUGCUCCCAUCCGCCGUAGGCGUAUACAAGGGGCCGGCUGGACCGUGCCCACCCUUACAAUGUCUAGUUCACACCCGAGAAGCAGUGCUUUCAGUUAGCUAAGGAGAUGUUAGAAUAUAUAUAGGAUUUUUUAAGGGAUCAAGUUUUUCUCUGGUAUAUUGAGAUGCAUUUGGUUAUUUAUACAAUAGAUUGGCAAUAAAACAAUGUUUUAUUUAUUUCUCCCUUUGUUAAUAUUCAUGAUAUAUAUAUAUCAAGAUUUUAUAUACAACUUAGAAUGGCAUACAAGCUGACGGCCCACCUGAUGGAAAGUGGUAAUCGUCUCCUAUAGACAUGAGCAGUAGCAUGGACAUAAAAGAGUAUACUGUUUCGCCCAUGAUACCCCCCGUGCGUUGCCAUUCCCGAGGACUCAGGUGUUAUUCCUCUGUACCCUGUAAAUUCACUGCCAUAUCCCACCCUUCAAACUGCAACACAACUGAUUCACGGUAGAAACAUAAAUUACAACAUAAAAACACAAUCACGAGGUAUCAUGGGUAAAAUUACACGAUAUCAUCCCAUGUUAGUAAAUUUAAAAAAUGUCCGAAGUCUUUUUUCUUACAAGAAUCACGUCAAUAGACAUGGAUUUCAUUUCGGUAAUGUCUGCAUUAAAAAAAGAACACCAUGAUCUUAUGGAAAUUUUAAAUUGUAAUCAUUUU